This is a messenger RNA of Papaver somniferum (opium poppy), 2264 nucleotides long. RefSeq lists its product as uncharacterized. The coding region runs from base 234 to 1901 and encodes 555 amino acids. The record is from RefSeq and is a predicted model, not a curated record. Lineage: Eukaryota; Viridiplantae; Streptophyta; Magnoliopsida; Ranunculales; Papaveraceae. Gene Ontology annotation, molecular function: protein binding. The transcript is spliced from 6 exons.
CCAAUUCAUCAAAGCAUACUCCAAUCCAGCCAGCCAAAUCUCCCAACCCAAUUUUUUUUUCCAAAAUCCACCAGCUCAAACAAAAUUUCGCCCUAAACCACACUAAUUACAGUAGCAGUAUCUACUCACUCUACUGUGGACGAGCUUCUGCUCACAGCUACUCAGUCUACUACUCUUUCUGGCAUUCGAGAUAGCAGUGAGCUUUUUAGAGAAAGAGGGAGGAGAUUAUUACGAUGCUGUUAACGAGUUCGGCAACUACAUCACAAAACUUCUCCUGCAAACUCCCAUUAUUAGCCCAACAACAGCGCCCUAAAGGAUUAUUGCUCGAGGAUAAUAAAUCAAUAUCCUCAUCUUCUUUCACUAUUCGUCACUGUAACCCUAAACACUUUCGCUCUACUGCUCAUCGUUUGCUCAUCACCCGUGUUUGCAGCUAUGGUGGCACUUCACCGCACUUGAGCACUUCUUCUACGGAGGCUAGGGCCUCAGAGAGAAAGUCUUCUCGUUCAGACAAUGGUUCUUUGGCUUUGCUUAUUCGGAUGCUAGGACAAGAUAAUGAUCCCUUAGACAGAGAAGAGGCAGUAAUUGCACUGUGGAAAUAUUCUCAAGGAGGAAAGGAACAAGUUGAAGAGAUUCUGCAGUUUCGUGAUUGCAUAAAUCUUGCAAUGGACCUUCUAAGAUCAGAUUCUAGUUCUACAUGUGAAGCGGCUGCAGGGCUUUUACGAAGUAUAUCUGCGGUUGACCAAUACCGUGAUUUAGUAGCAGAGAGUGGAGCAAUUGAUGAGAUAUCUAGCCUUCUGAGUCGACCAUCUUUGACUGCGGAGGUUAAGGAGCAAAUGAUAUGUGCCCUCUGGAACUUUUCUAUGGACGAGAAGCACAGAAUAAACAUUUCAAACACUGAUCUCUUGCCUAUGCUUAUCAAUUCGGUAGAUGACGAGGGUCUAAAGGUACAGGAGGCAGCAGGAUGUGCAUUAGCAAAUUUGGCUUUGAGCCCCUCAAAUCACCAAGUCAUGGUUGAAGCAGGUGUGAUUCCAAAGCUGACGAAGUUUUUAAGAGGAGAUACAGAGACAUCUAAAGUAAUCCGAAAAGAAGCUAAACAGGCAUUAUUGGAACUCGCUAAAGAUGAUGAUUAUCGAAUUCUUAUCAUCGAGGAGGGUCUAGUGUUGGUUCCCAUAGUCGGUGCUGAUGCCUAUAAGUCCUUCAAGGUGGCUUCACACUCCUGGCCUUCUUUACCUGAUGGUACAGAAUUUGAGCGGGGUACAUCAACUCCAUCAAGAUAUGGUGCAUCUGAGCUUCUACUUGGAUUAAACAUUCAUGACAAGAAAUUUGACUUAGAGGAAGCUAAGGUAAAUGCAAUUGUUGGGCGGACACAGGAACAAUUUCUUGCACGUAUUGGAGCUAUAGAAAUCGAAGAUGGUAACAUACUUGGGUCGGAAUUCUCUGCAAGUGAGCAGAAUAAUACUCUCUUGCCAUGGGUAAAUGGAGUUGCUCGCUUGAUUUUAAUUCUUGGACUGGAGGACGCAUCUGCAAUUUCAAGAGCGGCAUGGUCAAUCGGUGAUGCAUCUAUCAAUGAACAUAUGAGGAUGUCAUUCAUGAUUGCUGGAGCAGUAAAGAUUCUAGUUCGGCUACUUGACCAUAACAAUGAAAAGGUUAGAUUGGCUGUCACUCAUGCUCUUUGGAGACUAUCCCUAAGCGUUAAUGUUUCUCGCAUAAUUGGACAAGAAGAUGCUGUCGAUCAGCUGGUUAAUGCUUUGAAGGACAGACAGCUGCCGGAAGAUGUGAUGAGAAAGACUAUGGAUAUUCUUGCUCGAGUUUUAGAUCCUGGUAAAGAGAUGGAAGUGAUGUUUAGUUCAACAUCUUCUCCAACCCCAAUGGAGUUCCUAAGCAAAUUUGGGUUUCAGUAGCGACUAAAGGACCUCCCCUGUCUUAAGGUUGAAAAGGCAAGAUUGUUUAAUUUCUUGGUGUUAACGCUAGCUCUGAAUCAGAGGUCUGAAAUCACCCUUGCACCUUUAAUUGCUCAACAUACUGUGAUGUCAUGAGGUGAACAGCUUAUUGUAACUGUAUGGAUAUUAAAUUUUAGAUUGGUAGGAUUGAGACAGCGAAUUAGGUAGACUUCUCGAUUCUCAAGUCACUGUACAGCUGUUUUGUGUAUGUUCUGCCGUAGGACGAGCUUACAAUAUCUGAAGUAACUUUUUGGUCGUUUAAUGAUAGAUGGGCAUUUAUUUAUACUGAAGCUAAGUCUGUAGCAGGCAAGGUACUUUGUUAAA